Tinamus guttatus (white-throated tinamou) is the source of this 1841-nucleotide messenger RNA. Lineage: Eukaryota; Metazoa; Chordata; Aves; Tinamiformes; Tinamidae. The record is from RefSeq and is a predicted model, not a curated record.
CCAGGCUGACUCAUCAGUAGAAACUGGGAAGAGCUGCAGAAGAGAAGCCAAACAAGCAAGCUGAUAACUCAAAGAAAUACUCUUUUGAGGAGGGAGUUCAGAGUGGAGCCAUCAUGAGCGAUGUUACCAUUGUGAAGGAAGGCUGGGUUCAAAAGAGGGGAGAAUAUAUAAAAAAUUGGCGGCCAAGGUAUUUCCUGCUAAAGACAGAUGGCUCUUUCAUAGGCUAUAAGGAGAAGCCCCAGGAUGUGGAUCUGCCAUACCCACUCAACAACUUUUCAGUGGCAAAAUGUCAGCUAAUGAAAACAGAGCGACCAAAGCCAAACACAUUCAUAAUCAGAUGUCUUCAGUGGACCACUGUCAUAGAGAGGACGUUCCAUGUGGACACUCCGGAGGAACGGGAAGAAUGGACAGAAGCGAUUCAGGCUGUAGCAGACAGACUUCAGAGGCAAGAAGAGGAGAGGAUGAACUGCAGUCCAACUUCACAAAUAGACAAUAUAGGAGAAGAGGAAAUGGAUGCUUCAACAACACAUCAUAAAAGAAAGACGAUGAAUGAUUUUGACUAUUUAAAGCUACUGGGCAAAGGCACGUUUGGUAAAGUUAUUCUGGUCCGAGAGAAGGCUAGUGGGAAAUACUACGCAAUGAAGAUUUUGAAAAAAGAAGUUAUUAUAGCGAAGGAUGAAGUAGCUCAUACUCUUACAGAAAGCAGAGUACUGAAAAACACCAGACACCCAUUUUUAACAUCCUUGAAAUAUUCCUUCCAGACAAAGGAUCGUUUGUGUUUUGUGAUGGAAUAUGUUAAUGGAGGAGAGCUGUUUUUCCAUUUGUCGAGAGAGCGGGUGUUCUCAGAGGACCGCACACGCUUCUAUGGUGCAGAAAUUGUCUCUGCUUUGGACUAUCUGCAUUCUGGGAAGAUUGUGUACCGUGAUCUCAAGUUAGAAAAUCUAAUGUUGGAUAAAGAUGGACACAUAAAAAUUACAGAUUUUGGACUUUGCAAAGAAGGGAUCACAGAUGCAGCAACUAUGAAAACGUUCUGUGGUACUCCAGAAUACCUGGCGCCUGAGGUAUUGGAAGAUAAUGACUAUGGUCGUGCAGUGGACUGGUGGGGAUUAGGAGUUGUCAUGUAUGAAAUGAUGUGUGGGAGAUUACCGUUCUACAACCAAGAUCAUGAAAAGCUAUUUGAACUGAUACUAAUGGAGGACAUAAAAUUUCCUCGAACUCUCUCUGCAGAUGCAAAAUCAUUACUUUCAGGCCUACUGAUAAAAGAUCCAAAUAAGCGACUUGGUGGAGGCCCAGAUGAUGCAAAAGAAAUCAUGCGUCAUAGUUUCUUUGCUGGAGUAAACUGGCAGGAUGUAUAUGAUAAAAAGCUUGUACCUCCUUUUAAACCUCAAGUGACAUCUGAGACAGACACCAGAUAUUUUGAUGAAGAAUUUACAGCUCAGACUAUUACAAUAACACCGCCUGAAAAGUAUGACGAAGACGGAAUGGACUGCAUGGACAAUGAGAGGCGGCCGCAUUUCCCCCAGUUUUCCUACUCUGCAAGUGGACGAGAAUAACUUUCUGUUCUGCUGCUUCACUGUCAUCUUAGGUUUAUCACUGAAAAUGAUUCCUGAGCAUCACCACCAGUACUAGAUAUUAUUUAAGAUAGCAGGGGCACUUUCAGAGCUCAUUCCAAAUUGAACAAGGUUCUUUCCCAAAUCUACCUAAAGUCCAUUUUGGUUUCUGCAUGAAAUACGGUAUUUCUGUACGCUCUCCUGCUGUUGCUGCUGCCCACAGUCUCAAUACAACAGCAGCAUCAAGAAGUAAUUACCAAUUUAUUUGAAGGUAGAUGACUUGACUUCAGC